UAUUGCAGAUAGACAGUGAGACAGCAGGAUAGAGAAUUUAAGAGUGGCAGAGAGAGAGAGUACUAUUAGGUGUAGAAAAGGCAGCAAGACUGGGUUUUGAAGUAUAGGAGAGGCAGCAUUGAGUAUCACAGCAAGUUCCUUUGGAGUUGCCAGAAGAAUCCACACUGUAGUCUCCGAGCAUAAGACGAGAGAUCUCACAAAAUGAGAGUCCUGGGCCUCACCAUUUUUAUCACAAUGAUACACUGGAUCACUUGUCUUGAAGACAGGGAAAUGUAUUCUUCAACAGAUCAGCUGGUUAAGCUCCUAGGUGUUGGUAGAGAGCUGGAGCAGAACCUGACGGAGUACAUCGCAGCGGAGGAGGCCAUUUUGGAAAAGCUGAAAAAAACGCUGCUGGAGCUCUCAGCGGUUACAGCCAGUGUGGAUUCUGCUGAUGGGCUGGAGGAGUAUGUGAGUAACCCACUGACUGCAUACAGGCUGGUGAGGAACAUGAGGAGCAGGUGGAGCAGGAUGGAGGAGACCCUGGGGAAAAGCCCCUUACCUGAGUUCCUGGCGUUGAUGAAGCUGAUGUCAGAGGCCCUUCCGACUGAUAGAGAUGUGGAUGGAAUAGCUCUGGGGCUGCUCCGGCUGCAAGACACAUAUCAACUACUGCCGCAAAGUCUCAUGGGUGCAGCAGGACAGCAAGAGUCAUCGUUGGGCCCAGAUGAAACCUUCCACAUCGCCAUGGUUGCGUAUGAGAACCAGAAGUUCUCCCUCUACAUGGGCUGGAUGCUGGAGACGCUGAGGCAGCUGGAGCUGGGCUCUCUGGCGGCCUCCCUCCUCCACAUGGACCACCUGCCCACCACACACAGCUUCAUCCAGCAGCUGCUCACACAGGGCCCCAGUGAGGUGCAGGGUGUCCUUCAGCAGAUGUACCAGGCCAGUGUCCAGCAGGGCCUCAUCCCGGAGCUGGACCAUCCCAGCAUGCACCUGCUCACACGCACAGGCUCCUUCAGUAAUGCGUAUGAGGCCUUAUGCAGAGGCCAGGGCAUCACCAUGCCUCCAGAGAGACAGAAGAGGUUGUUCUGCCGCUACAGUCGUGGAGGGGGUGGUGUGUCUUCUCUGUAUGCGCCCUUCAAGGAGCAGGAUGAGUGGGACUCACCACGCAUCGUCAGAUACGUCGACCUCAUCUCAGACCAGGAAAUAGAUGUCAUCAAGACGCUGGCCAGGCCCAAGCUUUACAGGGCAAAGGUGAUGGACCACGGUACUGGAAAGAAGUAUGCAACAGAAACCCGUGUAUCAAAAAGUGGCUGGCUGGCUGAUGAGGAGGACCUGGUGAUUGGAAAUCUGAAUCAGAAGUUGAGUGCGGCCACUGGGCUGGACAUGACUGUUGCUGAGUCUCUUCAGGUUGCAAACUAUGGGAUUGGUGGGCAGUACGAACCUCACUUUGACUCAAGGCUUGCGAAUGACACAGACCUUGUACUCAAAGGGAACAGAAUUGCUACCAUCUUAAUAUAUAUGAGUGAUGUGAGACUAGGGGGAGCCACGGUAUUUCCUGAUGCAGGGGCUGCACUAAAACCACAAAAGGGCUCUGCAGUGGUUUGGUAUAACUUGCUGCGGAAUGGAAAGGAAGAUGAUCGCACCUUACAUGCGGCCUGUCCCGUCUUCAUAGGGAGCAAAUGGGUGGCAAACAAAUGGGUUCGGGAGAGAGGCCAAGAGUUCAGGAGAAGGUGUUCCUUAUCGCCCUCGGAAUGACUUCUACUGGAUUUGAAU
Engraulis encrasicolus (European anchovy) is the source of this 1749-nucleotide messenger RNA. RefSeq names its product prolyl 4-hydroxylase subunit alpha-2-like. The transcript is spliced from 13 exons. Lineage: Eukaryota; Metazoa; Chordata; Actinopteri; Clupeiformes; Engraulidae. Gene Ontology annotation, cellular component: endoplasmic reticulum. The record is from RefSeq and is a predicted model, not a curated record. The coding region runs from base 202 to 1731 and encodes 509 amino acids. Gene Ontology annotation, molecular function: iron ion binding; procollagen-proline 4-dioxygenase activity; protein binding. Gene Ontology annotation, biological process: peptidyl-proline hydroxylation to 4-hydroxy-L-proline.